AACAGACCAAUCGAUUGAUGUGAGAAUAUCGAGAAAUGUUUAUGAGUAGAAACGAGAUUUAAAUUACUCCUAAACUCCCCAAGUCACAUAUUGAGUGAAAAAGAGAGAGAGAGAGUGAGAGAGAGAGAGUUAGAGAGUGACAGAGUGAGAGAAAGAAAGAGAAAGAGAACGAGGUUUGAUAAAGUGUAAACAAUGUUACCCUUAUCUUUAUUAAGGACUGCGCAAAACCACCCUAUGUUGGUGGAACUAAAAAAUGGAGAAACGUACAACGGACAUUUGGUUAGCUGCGAUAACUGGAUGAACGUCAAUCUCAGAGAAGUCAUAUGUACUUCAAGGGACGGUGAUAAGUUCUGGAGGAUGCCAGAAUGUUAUAUAAGAGGCAGUACAAUAAAAUAUUUGAGGAUCCCUGAUGAAGUAAUAGAUAUGGUAAAGGAAGAUGUACAGAUGAAAUCCAGAGGACGUGGUGAGAUCAAAGGUAGAGGCCAGAGUCAGAGAGGACGUGGUGGUGGAAGAGGUACUUUUGGUAGAGGUGGAAGAGGACCAGCUCCAUUGGGUCGUGGAGGAGGGACACAACUGGGAAAUAAAUCACAAAAUAAACCAAGACCAAAAUAAAACAAUAUUGUUUAUUCAA
Molecule: messenger RNA, 631 nt
Organism: Harpegnathos saltator (Jerdon's jumping ant)
Lineage: Eukaryota; Metazoa; Arthropoda; Insecta; Hymenoptera; Formicidae
Product: U6 snRNA-associated Sm-like protein LSm4
Exons: 5
Coding region: 193-612 (139 amino acids)
Biological process (GO): mRNA splicing, via spliceosome; nuclear-transcribed mRNA catabolic process
Molecular function (GO): RNA binding
Source: RefSeq, a predicted model, not a curated record